Messenger RNA from Nilaparvata lugens (brown planthopper), 5017 nucleotides. RefSeq lists its product as uncharacterized. Lineage: Eukaryota; Metazoa; Arthropoda; Insecta; Hemiptera; Delphacidae. Bases 1 to 2193 code for a protein of 730 amino acids. The transcript is spliced from 12 exons. The record is from RefSeq and is a predicted model, not a curated record.
AUGGCAGAAUUCCUACAGUAUGUAGAAGAUACUUGGAUUCAAGGUGUUGGAUCCGAAAAAUUAUCCGUCUACAAACAGAAACAAAGGACCUGUAACCAUCAGGAAUCUUUUCACAACUUAUUAAGGCAUUUAAUAAGGGGUCCCCAUCCCAAUAUUUGGAGAUUUACUGAUGCUCUACAAAAGACUGAGAACUCCAACAUCGAGUUCUACCAAAGCAUGUUGCUUGGCUGCCCUGGAGGCCGAGGGCGAUCCAGAACCAGGAUGAACCUCUUUCUAGACAAGAAAAUCAAACGAUACACGGACCAGCUGGAUAAUGAAAAAACAACAGUUCUGGAGUUUCUUCAAAUUGUUUCGCCCUGCGUCUACAGUUAUGUUGAUGUGGAACUCAUUCCAGAUGGGGAAGAAGAUGUCAGUGACGUGUUUGAGAGAGAUGAAAAUCACGAAGAAAGUCAAGGUGGACAAACUUUGAGGAUGGAGAUGGACGUUGAAAUUACUCAAAUAGCAGAUUCUGUCGAGAUGGAAGCUGGUGUUCAGGAAAUAGCGGGACAAAAACCGAAUAGCACUUGGUACCAUAUCAACGAUGGCUACUUCUACACCAUGUCAACUACUGACAAAAGUCGUGUAUAUUUGAGAUGCCGGGAAAACAAGUGUAAAGGAAGAGCGUCAAUGCCAGUGGGAAACAGAUCGCUGGAGACAUUCAAGGUCACAGUCCCUCAUAUUCACGACCCGGACUUCUUUCAACUGCCUAUUCUUGAACUAAGGAGAAAGAUAAUGGAUAGGUGUUCCAAAGAACCGACCCCGUUCCUCACAAUUUGGAAUGAGGAGUCAGCCAAGAUUGACAGUCAGCUGAUGACCGAAAUCGCAGACCGCAUCAGUUAUAAAAGUCUGAAGUCCGCCAUGCACAGAGCGAGAGCGUCAAAAAACGUGAGAGUGACACCGCCGACGCUGCUGGAGUUUGGUGAGGCGGUCAAGAAGUCGCCGAAAUUCCGGAAAACUGUUAGGGGCAGUGACUUCUACCUGGCGACGGUCGAGAGUGCCGAGGGCGGAGUUUCCGUGAUACUCGGAUCACCCGAAUUCGUGCUUCUACUGCCGGAAGUUGAGGAACUGCAUUUGGAUGGCACUUUCGAUGUACCUCCGAUGGAGCCACCGGCACAUCUGUUGACUAUUAUGUUGACGAUCAAGUCGCAUGCUUUUCCGGUUUUUUUCAUACUCAUGGAGAAAAACAAUGAGGCAGCCUAUAACGAUGUCUUUGAAUUUAUAAAAGAGAAAGUGCCAUCACUGAAUCCAUCAGUGUUCAUCACUAACUUCGAUAGAGCUAUUCAAGACUGCCUAUCAAAUCAGUUUCCUGGCAAAGAAAUUGUAGGCAGUUGGUUCCACGCUGCAAUGGAUAUGAGAAAAACAGCUGGUAGAUUUGGACUCGGGAAUUUGUUGAAAGAUAGUCCAUUCGCAAAAACCGUUUUGAAGAUGGGAAUGGCCUUGCCCCUCCUUCCAAGCAGGAAAAUUGCUAAUGGCUUCAAUGUUAUAACGAGAUUUGCGGUUGAAAAUGGAGUCUAUGACAGAAUGGAGAGAUUCCUACAGUAUCUAGAAUGUGCUUGGAUUAAAGCUGUUGGACCUGAAAAAUUAUCUGUAUACAGACAGAAAGAAAGGACAAUCAUCAUGGAUCAUCAGGAGUCUUUUCACCAUUCUUUAAGGGACCUGAUGACGAAGGGGUUCAAACCCAAUAUUUGGAGUUUUACUGAAUCUAUACGAAUGACUGAGAACUUAAACUUCGAGAAAUACCAAUCCAUGUUGCAUGACCCACCCAGUGGCCGGCCCAAGUCGCAGAGAAACCUCAUGCAGGACAAAAGAGUGAAAUGUGUCAUGGAUCAGCUCGAUGACGGAGAAGCAACAGUCCUUGAGUUUCUCCAAAAAACCUCUAACUGCAUCGAUGACAUCAUUAACGUGGAAAACAUCUCAAUAAAAGAAGAAGUAGAAGAAGAAACACGAGAAGAAGGGGUCACUGAAGUAACUAAGACAGAUGAAAAUGACGUAGAAGUUGGAGGUGAAGGUGAACAUUUUCUGGCGUCAGAAAACACACUGAUGAACGAUGGAGUUGCUGAAAUAGAAGAAACUAUUGAAGAGGCAGAUUUCGCGGUCAACAUGCUUCAGGGGAUGAACGAGCGACCUGAUGAAGUGUAUAUUGUAUAUAUGUGAGGUUCAAUUCAUUUCUAGAUUCAUCUUAUUUCUAGUGGAUUGAAGAGAUACUUCAAAAUGAUGGCGAAGUAGUUUAAAUUUAAUCCAGAACAUAAGUGGCUACUUCUGUAUGUCAUAAGUCGCUGCUGGUAUGACGUAUGACUCAUAGUCUAUUCUGAUGUCCACGUUAUAAUGGCAGUAUUACAUAUACAGUAGCAUAUUGUAAUCAUGUACUUAGUUUGUAUUAGGUAUCAAAUCAAAUCUUUAUUAUUGUCAUAAACAAUCAUUGGUUGCAUGAACAAAAGUCAAUUGAACAUAAUUAUACAUAUAUUACAUAUACAAAAUAAAAUAAUGUAAUUAUUUUGUUUGAUAUGAUUGGUUAAUAAAAUUUAUUUAUUUGAUUAGAAAUGAUGUUGCUAUCCAUGUCUUUCCUUCGACAAACCAGAUAGCGCUAUCCUUUCCUAGCUCUGCAACGUUGCCAUAUCGUUUUUUAACAAUGUACAAAUAUAAUUAACAAAAUAUUCAAUCUGAAUCAUGAAAAUGUACGGUAUUACUCAAUCAUUGGAUAAAUAUUCUUGACGAAUAUAAUAUAAUUUAAAAUAAUAAUGAUAUCACAUCAGAUAUAGCAGUAUUAGCUAUCUUCUAUAGAAGGCAAUGGCAAGGCAUAGAAUCUUCUACACUGUUCUCCUAUAUUUCUCCACUGCCAUUAUAACGUGUAGGCUACCGCACUAUAGUUCUAAAGAUGUGUCGUUGUGUUAUUAAAUAGGACCAAUUCGCUGCUGUGACGGUAGUCUUGAUAAAUCGCUCAGAAUGUGUCUAAUUUGUAUAUAAUAGAAUGUAUAUUUGUACUUUAAAAUAUGAACCAAUACCAAAAAUUAUCAAUUCGUGUUAUGUAUUCAGUAGCACAUAUUGUAAUCAUGUACUUAGUUUGUAUUAGGUAUCAAAUUAAAUCUUUAUUAUUGUCAUAAACAAUCAUUGGUUGCAUGGACAAAAGUCAAUUGAACAUAAUUAUACAUAUAUUACAUAUACAAAAUAAAAUAUACAUAAAUUCACACAGCCACAUAAUCUGAAAACAGACCAGAGUUAAAGCAAUUGAGAACAAUAAUAUUAUGGAUAGGCAUUGCAGUUCAACAUUUCUUCAACCGAGUAAAAUGUUCUCUCCUUCAACCAUUUUGUUACUAUAGAUUUGAAUCUUCUACUGUUUAUAUUUCUAACUUUAGAUGAUAGAACAUUGAACAUUUUUACACCUAAAUAGCUGUACAUCCUCUGCGUCCUAGCAAGCCUGACCCGACUCGAAUCUAUCCGACCACCAGAUCUCGUGUUAUAUUCAUGAAUUUCUCUUCUUUAUUUUUCUCCCGUGUUUCGGAUGGACACGUUAAGCCGUCGGUCCCGGCUGCCUAAAAAGCAGUCGUUAGGUCAUGUCAGAGGCCCUGAAAUUGAUCAGUUGCGACCUGAAAACUCUGACACCAGACCUGAGCCAGCCAGGUCACUCGAUAUUAUUAUUAUUAUCUUCUUAAAAUGAAAAAACUAAGGUUUUCUUUCACAAACAUUCCGAAAUGAAAAUACAAGGAAGAGUCAUCACACAACUAGCUGAAAACACAGGUUUACAAGAUUCCCUCAUGCCCAAAUUAAAAACUGUGUGUAGUGCUCUUGCACAGGUAAACAGGUGCUUCUUGAUUAUUGAAGUUUGUAAAGUUCAUGUAGCUGAACAGUAAAUUCCCCAAAAAACUUGAAAGAACAUGAUUAGAUAAAUACAUAAUGCAUAUUAAUACAUGAUACAAGUCACAGAAUGCUGUCACAUUAUUUGUGUGUCACAGUUUAUAAGUCUGAAAUUUUAAAACAGAACUUUUCAAGUAAAUUUUUUUACAUGUGAUUUUUUUAGUGAAAUUCUAGGAGUGGCCGUAGUCGAGUGGAUCAGAUGCUGGCUUUAUGAUUCAGAGGCCCGGGUUCAAAUCCCGGCCCGGGCUAGAUAUUUAUCUCGGGCCACUCCUGUGUUUUCGGAUGGACACGUUAAAUUGUCGGUCCCGGCUGCCUAAAAAGCAGUCGUUAGGUCAUGUCAGAGACCCUGAAAUUGAUCAGUUGCGACCUGAAAACUCUGACACCAGACCUGAGCCAGCCAGGUCACUCGUUAUCAUUAUUAUACAAUAUCGGGGCACCGAGCUUCGCUCGUUAUUUUUAUUUAUUGAUAAACAGAACACAAUUCUCUAGAAUGAUCCUGUUUGUAUUUCAUAGCUGGCUAUACAUCAUCUUAUGAAUUUUGGGGAUGCGAUAUUUUGAUUUUUCACAUACUCACUCGCUCACUCACUUUUUUACUAUCCACAGCUGUUUCAACCAAGGAUGAAUUAUCCUUUUAAUGUCGUUCAGCGAGUUUUCCCAAGGAUGAGACCUAGAGCAAUCUAUUUUUUAGAUCAUAAACCUACUAUGUACCAAAUUUCGUGAAAAUCAUUAGAGCCGUUUUCGAGAUCCGUUGAACAUAGAUAACCAGAUACAUAAAUACAGAAAUUGCUCGCUCAAUAUAAUAGUUUAGUUUUUUAGAAAUAAAAUUUCAACGUUCAAUAUAAGAUUUGAUGAUUGAUUCAAUAUAAUGUUGAGCAGUAAAUGCAUACCAAAUUUAAUGGAAUGAGUCGAUGAUCUGAUGUUUGUUGUUGUACAGUAUUUUGGAUAAAGAUCCAAAGAAUUUUGACUUCGUCAUCCAGAAUAACUUUAAACAUUCAUUAUGUUUUACAAAAAUGUAGUUUUUCUAUUACUGGAGUUGGACUAUAGUGUUAAUUUUGAUAAUUUAAUUCAAAAUCACUACCUUCAUAACGUGUAAAAUUACUGCGUGAAUUUAUAAUAUUAUAACUGU